AUGUCCUCAGCCGAAGGUCUCCCCUGUGCAAGCAGCCAGACUCACCUGGUCCGGCACUUUGCAGAACAGCCAGUUGAACUGCACACAGACAGAUGGUCACAAUUAUGGGACACCGACAACAGCGACCUCUGGGACCGAGGCAAACCCUCUCCGGCAUUGGUUGAUCUCAUCGAAGAGCGGCGCGAUCUAGUAUCGCUCGUCGGACCGGAUGGCCGUAAGAAGAAGGCUUUAGUGCCUGGCUGCGGCAAAGGCUACGACGUAGUCAUGCUCGCGCUACACGGAUAUGACGUAUACGGGCUUGAAAUCUCGUCUACAGGGGUGUCUGUCGCAAGACGGUACGCGGAAAAUGAGCUUGCGAAUCCCCAAGCGUACAACUGGGGUGCAUCCCGGGUGGAUUGUCAGCCCGGGCAGGUGGAGUUUAUCCAGGGUGAUUUCUUUAAGCGGGAUUGGGAGAAGCCUGGGCUGAAGUUUGAUUUGAUAUACGACUAUACGUUCCUCUGCGCACUCCAUCCAACCAUGCGCCCCCAGUGGGCUGCUCGAAUGGCCGAGCUCCUUAUCCCCGGCGGCCAGCUCGUCUGCCUCGAGUUCCCACUGUACAAGGACCCAAGUCUGCCUGGACCCCCUUGGGGUCUCAAGGGAGUGCACUGGAAUCUACUCGCCGAAGGCGGGGAUGGUAUCGUCCAUCCAGAGCAAAAUGACAAAGAACCUCGACCCCCGAACGCCAAGUUCACGCGAACUCUCUACGUAAAACCCGCCCGGUCCUACGAAAGCGGACGUGGAACAGACAUGUUAAGCUUAUAUACACGCACAGACACCCAAUAG
Messenger RNA from Aspergillus saccharolyticus JOP 1030-1, 822 nucleotides. RefSeq names its product thiol methyltransferase. The record is from RefSeq and is a predicted model, not a curated record. Bases 1 to 822 code for a protein of 273 amino acids. Lineage: Eukaryota; Fungi; Ascomycota; Eurotiomycetes; Eurotiales; Aspergillaceae. Gene Ontology annotation, molecular function: S-adenosylmethionine-dependent methyltransferase activity. The transcript is spliced from 4 exons.